Ctenopharyngodon idella (grass carp) is the source of this 2193-nucleotide messenger RNA. It is a transcript of the gene ptx4, whose product is annotated as pentraxin-4. The transcript has 3 exons. The record is from RefSeq and is a predicted model, not a curated record. NCBI's taxonomy places the organism in Eukaryota, Metazoa, Chordata, Actinopteri, Cypriniformes, Xenocyprididae. The coding region runs from base 404 to 1936 and encodes 510 amino acids.
GUUAAGUUAAAUGUUAUAAAUCAUACUUCAGAUGUUUAUAUGUUGUUGUUGUUUUUCAUGCUUUGUACACUUUGUAUUACUUUAUACAGACAAAUACAGAUCUUGUGCACAGAAAAAAAUUAAUAAUUGAAAAUUAAGAAAUGUAAAUUCUGAUUCCAAAUCAUAUUUCUGCAAUCUGUCUUGCAAAUAUUUAAGAUUGCCUGUUCACUCAUGUUUUUGCAUAUGAGUGUUUGUUUGGAGAUUUCUGUUUGGGGUCUGUGAAAUCCAUUUAGUCAUGUUUUACUUUCCCUGUUGUCCGCUGCACGGAAAUCUUAUUCAGAACAUCCAGGGAUACGAGGACGUACGCCUACACAAACUGUGUUAGAUUUAGAUUUAGAUUUACUGUAAAGGAGGUAAAGCAACCAUGACCAGAUGGACCAGCAGAAGUGUUUUGUUCCUGGUCAUAAUCUUCCUGCUGAUGCCUCUAACCUGGACACGGAGAGGAGCACCAGCUGAGACAUAUAAAACCUUAAACCAAAGACUGAAAAGGCUGAAUCAGCAGUUCAUGAGAUUCAAACAGAUGACCUUCACUCAUCUUCAGAGCAUUGCUGAAAACUACAACAUUUCAAACAGCAUUGACUCUCGAUUUCAAGUUUUGAGUCUGCAAUUUGAGAGGAUCUUCAGAGAGCUCCAGGGAUUUAAAAAAACAACAGAGCGCAGUCUGAAGUCCCUCAAAUCCUGGACUAAGAGUCUACAGAAAAAGACUAAGAGGCUUGACUUGAGUCUGGCCAACAUGACAAGAGCUUUGAGGGAGAACAACCAUCUCAACCUCAGACAAAUCCAAAAGCAGAGAACACUGCUUUCUGACCUGUCCCACAAGAUCCAGAACCAGCAAAGUCACAUCGGCUCUUUGGAGUCCUUGAGGAAUCAGGUUCAACAUGGGAUGCAGGAUCUUCGGGCCUCUCUCAAAAGGCAUCAGACCCAGAUAAUGAAGUUGGAGAGUCAGAUGCAAGGGUUGUUUAAGAUCAUUUCAGCUUCCAAGGCAGGAGUUUUAGAUCCCCCCAAUUCUAGGAAGCAACAAGGUGUGGUUCUGAGGCAUGUCCAGCCUAAACCGAAGCCUGAAGAACAAAAAAUGAGAGAUAGAUUGCCAACUUCUGGGCCCACCAAACAACCACAGACACAUAAAAUAAGACACAAACAACAGCAACCCUGGCAGAGCACUGUACAACCAACAGUUGAGGCUGAAGAGGAACUUUUUCAGCUUCCUCUUCGACACAAAAUCCCACGUAUUCAAGCCCCAAAGGAAGAAGCCAGAAUUUGCAAUGUGGGUUCGAUGCUUCUGUUCCCGUCUGCUUCCACUGAAAAUUAUCUCACCUUCCAGACGAGAUUCCAAACGGGAAUACAUGAACUCUCUAUCUGCACUUGGCUGAAAGUAGAUGCAAAGUAUGUUGGAACAAUUCUUUCUUACGCCACAGAGAACAAUGACAAUAUGCUUGUUCUCUAUGGCCGAAAUUCUGGUGUACUGGGCUUCAUGGAUUUUGUGAUUGGAGAUCCAGCGUAUCGUGAAUUAUCUUUACAAAAUAUCCUGGAUGGCCGCUGGCACCAUUUAUGCAUCAUCUGGUCUUCCAUUGAAGGCAGGUUUUGGUAUUAUUCAGACAGUCGUCUCGUAUCUACUGGAUCCAAGUUCCAGAAGGGUUAUGAGAUCCCUCCUGGGGGCUCUGUGGUCCUGGGGCAAGAACAGGAUUCGGUUGGAGGGGACUUUGAUGAAGCUGAAGCAUUUGUGGGCAGACUGGCUGGCUUUGCGUUUUGGACUAGGACCCUAAGCCCUGGGGAGGUGUCUGGGCUGGCCACUGGCAAAGGGGUGCCACGAGGAGUAGUGCUCACCCUGGAUGAUGUAGACCAGAUGUUUGGCUCUGUUCAGCACAUUACCUGUGAGUGUCUGGAACACUGCAUGUAAAGGCAUGACAGAAUCAGCCAGAAAAACACCUCUGUAUACACAUUGUUUUUUUAUUUCCAUUUAUUUUGGUAAAACAACACUGUUUAUUUUUAUUGAUCAAAUUUUACACAUUUGGUCUUACUAACUUUUGACUAUAAACUUUGCUUUAAAUAAACAUACAUCAUAUUCUUGUUGGUCACAGUCUACAUUCAGCAACUAGAUGUCUUAUUCAGCAAAAAUAUAAAUAAAUGAAUCAAGGAACUUUAAUAUGUCGUAUU